Alternaria alternata is the source of this 2021-nucleotide messenger RNA. RefSeq lists its product as hypothetical. The coding region runs from base 131 to 1567 and encodes 478 amino acids. The record is from RefSeq and is a predicted model, not a curated record. Gene Ontology annotation, cellular component: cytoplasm; nucleus. Lineage: Eukaryota; Fungi; Ascomycota; Dothideomycetes; Pleosporales; Pleosporaceae. The transcript has 8 exons.
CUUGGCUUCCCGACCGGCCACUUCCAAGUUUCGCAUAUCGCAGAGUUGCAGCUUUCACCACCGUUCGGAUUAGCCUCAACCCCACCAAAAGAUCUCCCCAUCUGUUGCCGAUCCGCGUCUGCAGCACACGAUGACCGACUCCCCACUCCCGCGGAUCCCGCUGGAUCCGAAAGAGCAGCCCAUCCUCGACAAGCUGCAGUCUAUACGGACGGAGCUUGAACUAUUGAAGCGUGAUCGGUCAACUUAUGUCAAGAGCCAAGAUGUCUUGAAAUUGUACGACCAAGUCAUCGAGCAGGUUAUGAUCCUCAACGAGAUACGCGAAACCAAACGUCUGGAGCAGAACAAAGUUGAUUACAUGCUUGACGACUGCUUUCAGCUCAUUUCACUUGCCUAUUUGACCGUCGGAAAGAACCACGAGCCACCAGCAGUAUACUCCUACAUCUCAACGAUCAAGCGCUUACUAGAUCACCUCAAAGAAGCAACCUUCUAUUCACAAAAGGACCUGGAAGCACUCGACAAGAACCUACAAGAUUGCCGACGAUAUGUUGAGAGAGGUCGAGAAGAGUACAGCCCUCAUUUACUUACCCUCCUUGACGCCCGCAUCAAGGUUUGCGAGGAGACGCUAGCAGAACUGAAGCUCAACUUGUCUGAGCUCACACCCGAGCUGACACCGAAAUGGGAGAAGCUGGUCUCAAUACUAAGAUCACUUUGCGGCUGCAAUGCAAGGUCCAAAUUCCCACAUGAUGAAGUUGAGGAGUACUCAGAGGAGCUUAACAAACUUGACGAGGAAUUAAAAGAGUACGGCAUUCGUGCAUAUGAGACAGAAGGAACUACUGAAGAGAAGCUGGCCGAAAUGGUCGACAAAAUGCAACUCGCCACCGAACACCCUGAGCCGGCGCCAGACGCCAAGACACUCAUUGGCACCCUGCUACGACGCAAUCUGCUAUGGGUUACGUUGAUCAAGCAAAAGCAAGGACGUAUUGCGCCCGCUUUCAAGGAUACCUAUGACAAACUUCUUUCAAUACGAAACAAGCUCGAAAAGCUUACCCUAACUCAGGCAUGGUCUCUUCGUGAGACGGAUCUUUGGGACUUUCAGCGACAGCUUGAUCGUAUAGACGAAGCCCGAGUUGACGGUAACUUUGUCGAUGCGCUUGGACGGCCAUCGGAGAUUUACGAGCAGAGAACAUUGUUGUACCUUCUCCGGAAGAGCUACGCUCUCAUUUACCAACUGCUCUUGACAUCCGAGCCUGUAUCUGAGGCUCUACUGCCGAUUUACAACCAACUAACUACACUCCGAAAAUGCCUGCUUGAAGUCAAGAAGUUGGGAGGUGUAUCUUCACCAAGGGAGCUGUACCCCUACAGUAUGAAGUUAAAUUCCAUUGACAACAUGCGAGUAGACGGCAAGUUCAUGGUGGGCGACGAGAUACCUGAUGGCCAAGGUCGAGUGACGCAACUUCUGGAGGAAUGCUUCGAGCUCGCAUACGACCUGAGGAACGACGCCGAAGACAACAACAGCUCUGCUGAGGUUACACCGUCGACAGAAAAGCCUGAGCCUCUCAGCACAUGAUAUGUCCUCAUCCUUCCAUCGGCACUGUACAUGUUGGCGUAGAUGAUUAACCCCGCACUCAGUACCCGCAUCUCCCCCAAAUUUCUGUCUCAUUCCGGUAGGCGUCUUGUAUUGCAGUAAACGAUUCUGCGACCUCUGUACUUUCUGUACUUCCAAAGAUUACUUAAUAAGGCUCAAUCAUUCGAAGCUGUUCAAUUUCGUCUUCCGGUGGCGUUGGAGGUGUAGCAUCUGCGUCUUUGAAGGUCAGAUGACUUCCGUAUGAUAUGCCUGCAUUUGUUAGCGCAACCGUCUAUCAAUUUCAGCUCUUUCACUUACAAAGCUCUUCUCCUGCGGGAAUAUCUCUCAGUGCUCGGUACGUAAUAAUUUGGCGUUGAGUAUCACGCAUCCAUCCCACGUUUUGUUCUUGGGUAGAGUGGUUGAACAUGCUUCCCAAUCCGAAUAUGACGGCCUGGGC